Molecule: messenger RNA, 5381 nt
Organism: Pseudonaja textilis
Lineage: Eukaryota; Metazoa; Chordata; Lepidosauria; Squamata; Elapidae
Product: prominin-1-A-like
Cellular component (GO): prominosome; cilium; apical plasma membrane
Molecular function (GO): cholesterol binding
Source: RefSeq, a predicted model, not a curated record
UUGGAACCCUGGUUAGAAACUGAGGGCACCACUCAUAAAAAACAAGUCAACGAGAACUCUUCCGUGCGGGGCUGCGGAGAAAAUGGGGCGAAUGAUUCUCGGGAGCUGCCACAGUCCCGGCUCUAGAAGGUCUAAGCGUCGUCGCUCCCUCGGACUCCACGCUCACGUCGUUAAGGAAACCAGCCAUUAAGCGUCUCUGCCACCAGUUGCUCCGGGUUGAGGUGGAGUCCAACCAGUCGCAUUUUGGAGGUCGGAGAAUAGCCCAGCCGCCCAGAGAGAAAGCGAGGGCGCAGAAGGAAGGAAAGGCCGGGCUGGGAUUGGAUCACAUCCCAAGGGUAGCGAAACUAAUCUCGCGUGUCCAGCCCCUCCUUCUGCAGGACAAAUUCGCUAUGGGAAUUCGCGUCGACCCUCUUUAAAGAUCUGGGUCUCCCCUUUCGCAAGCGCGGCGCCCCCCAGUGUUCGCGGAGCUGCAGUAUUAAGAAACUGAUAACGGUUGAUGUUUCAUCUGACAUCUUCCUGGUGGUUGCUGGGUUAUACAUACUUUAUGGUACACUCCUGCUUUAUCAUCACCUAGGUUUCCGGGGUUGGUAAGAGGAAGCUUCAAAGAGUAUUAUAUCUAAGUGGAAGGUGCUUGUAGAACAGCAUCGGACAGAGAUUCCUGUGAAGAAAACAAACUCCUGAAGAUCCACAAAGGUUUUCUAACUUGUCCUAGGACUUGGGAUUGUGCUGCCUAUUCACCCUCUGAAGAUGCCUCUUCAAAACCUCACACAGCCCACCUAUCACCAACCACCCAGUAACUUGCAUGCUGAUUUACAAGGCUUGUUCAAGAUGGUGCACGGUUACUUGGGGAUUGUACAACCCAACAGUUUCCCCAAAGAUCUCCUGACAUACGUGGUCAAGCAUCAAGAUUUUCAAAAUCAGACAGUGUAUAAAGAGAUGCUCAAGUAUGAGGCAGGCUUCCUGGUUUGUACUGUCAUUGGUCUUCUGUUCAUUGUCCUUGUGCCACUAGUGGGCUUGUAUUUCUGUUGCUGCCGCUAUUGUGGACACUGUGGAGGUUUCAUGUACCAGAAGCAGAAGAAACAUACUGCCUGCAAGAGACGGACUUUUUUUUGCUUUCUGCUGGGUAUCACUGCUGUUCUUCUGGCUGGAGAUAUAUGUGCGUAUGUCAGCAACCAACGAAUAUCCCAGGGUCUAGGGAGAGGUUUUGUCAUUUUCAACAAUACAGUGAGCAACCUGAAUGUUUAUAUGAAUUCUAUACCUCAGGAAAUAAAUGAAAUUGUCAGCGCUAGUAAAGUACCAUUGACGGAGGUCAAUGAUAGCUUGUUGAAUAUUGGCAAUACCUUGGGGAGCAAGAUUAAGGAUGAACUAGGUGGACGAGCAAAUAAAGUAUUAGACACAACUGAGCAGCUUCUUCAAGACAUUCAGCACAUAGACCAGGAACUCCAGAAAGUCAACCAGACUGGUGGUCGCUUGCAGAAAAUGCAACAGGAGCUGAAUAAAAAUCUGACUGACCUGAGAACGGAGAUCAAUGGCACUCUGAAAGAAUGUGGCAGCCCAUGUGGGGAAGUGUCCAUAGAGAACCUGAUACCUGAGGCCAAUUUUGAUACGAUUCCUGAUGUCAAUGAUCCACUUAAGUUGAUAUCUAAUCUGACAAGUUUAAAUCUCAACAGUACUCUAAUAGAGGCAAGAAAUUUCAUUAAAGAAAUACCACAGAAAGUCUCUAAUCAAACCAAAAAGGAGGUGUCUGAGAUACAAGAUCUACUUUACGAUAUCAAGAAUGAAAUUAAUGCAAUCAGUGAUAAGUUGCACAAGCAGAUCUCACUGAAGGACAUCUCUGCAUUCAUGGAAAAUAUUGUCAAGGAGGCAAAUUACUACAAGCCACUUGUGGUCUCAUAUGAUGGCUACAGGUGGGGUGUUGGCGUCUGCCUUUGCUGCCUGCUGCUUGUAAUAAUUGCAUUCAAUGUGUUGGGCCUUUUGCUUGGUGGUCUUGGGCUAGAUCCAAAUGGAAUGCAAUGGCCUACCAAACGGGGCUGCCUCUCCAACACUGGUGGAAACUUCUUUAUGGCGAGUGUUGGAUUCAGCUUUAUAUUUUCAUGGUUGCUGAUGUUGCUGGUUCUAGUACUAUUUUUAGUUGGGGGCAAUUCAUACACAUUGCUGUGCCGGCCUUGGGCCAAUGGAGUGAUCCUUCAGUACCUGGACACACCUGGGUUGUUCCCUGAAUUAAAUGUGAAAAAGCUCAUGAAUUUGAACGGUUCUGAUGUAAACCUGACCAGCAUAUACAAGAGUUGUGAAGAAAAUGCACCCUUGUGGAGUACCUUUCACCUAGAUGAGAUUGUCUCUUUGAAUGACACCUUCAACAUCAGCAAGUACACUCAAGACAUUGAUUCAACCUUGGAUAAAAUAAAAAUCAAUGUUGGAACUAUUGAACUCCUGGAGGAUGAGCAAAAACGCAGCUUGCUGAAACUGAGUGCAAAAGAUGGGCCUCUGAAUGUGGAUUUUAACAGUACCCUUGAACAACUUAACCAAAAUCUGACCAAACAGGACCUGAAUAUCUUGGCUAAUAAGUUGGAAGGAGUGGCAAACAGCACAACCGAUGAUACAAAAAGAAAUUUGAAACGUCAAGCUAAUGAGCUGAAGGAGAUCCAAAAGUGGAUAAACCUCAAAUUUCCUCCAGAAAUUGAUGCCUUGAAGAGAAGUGUCCAGAGCUUGCAGAAAUCUACACCUCAAAUUCCAAAUCUGAUAAACCUCACACUGUCAGAAAUAAAUGAGACCAAUUCAUUUAUAAAGGACCACACGGAGGAAGUUAUAAAAAAGGAGACCAAGACUUUUAUAUUGAACACAGUGAAUUAUUUUUCCUCCUAUGUGACAUGGGUUAAGCAUUUUAUCAUACGAGAAUUUGGUCGCUGUGGUCCUGUAGCCUGGGCACUGGAUAGCAUGAAUACCGUUGUCUGCAAUUACCUUGUUGAUUCUUUGAAUGCCUUCUGGUUCUGUCUGGCCUGGUGCACAAUCUUUCUGUUGCCAAGUAUCAUCUUGGCGGUGCGGCUUGCCAAGUUUUAUCGUCGAAUGAAUGUCGAUGACAUCUAUCAGGAUGAGAUUAUGGAAAACUUUGAACUGUCAAGGCAAAGCAUGUUCAAAAUGCCCCGGGCUGAGCUGAAGAAAUAACAUUUCCUUUUUCAACAUUCCAUCUCUGAGCAGCUAUGAACGCAACAAACAAUGGUCAAGAUAAUUAUUGGGUUUCUCUUGACAUUGUGCAGUGUGUGGAUCUUUGCCACAUUUUUUUCCUGAACAAGUUUGUAAGAUGGCAACCACUUUUCCUCUACAAGAGACUACUGUGCCACAAGCCCUGUGACAGAGAAGUAUAGUUUGGCUGCGCUCAGUCUAUGAAGAGGGUUACACUCUAGAGAUUAAGCUUGCAGUCUUUAUACUGUCCAUUUUACAGGAAAAAGCCCUGAUAUUCAAAGGGUUAUAUAGUGAUAUCACUACAUUCUACUGAAUUACUAUACAGACCCCAAUAUAUAGCAGAACAUUUUUACAGUAAUUCUUUUGACCCUCAACAGAUUUAGAAAUCUUUGUUAAAUUAAGCUGAAUUGCAAAUAGUGCCUUGCUGGAUCAAUACCUACUCUAUACCUAAAGGUUGAUACUCUGGAAGAGAAAGCAAAUAUGUGCCAUAAUGAAAUAUUACUGAGCAGUUCUGUAUCAGGAAGAACGAAUUGCCUUAAAUUUUAUCAAGAGCACUUUCUAGAUUUUGUCUUGUGCUUCAGUAUAUCAUUGCAAUCUAGUCAUGUAUGUUGCUCUUUUUCCCCCUUCCACACAUUACUUGAUUUGCAUAUUUUGGGCAUUUAUCCUCUCCCCAAUAUUAUACCCAAUAAUGUUGAACCAUGAAUUUAUUUUGUCAAACACGUGAUACUCAAGAGAAUGGGGGAAUUUUUCUUAUGAGGUGAAUAGACGUAGUAAUAUUUAUUAAGACAUUAGUAAUAGAAAUGAAUUUAUUUAGAUAAAUGCAAAAUGAAGAUGACUCCAAUAAUGAAAAGUUGAUACAAUAACCAUUUGGAAGAGGAACAUGAGGAUUUCCUUUCAGAUUAGUCUUGCCUGAUCUGUGACACUCCAGAUAUGUGACAUAAUUCCUAGUCAGCAUUGGAAAUUUGAAGUUUAGGGAAGGACUGGACUAGUAGUAGGAAAUACAGGUAGUCCUCAACUUACAACAAUUCACUUAAUGACCAUUGAAAGUAACAAAGAAAAAGGCACUGAAAAAAGUGACAUGACUAUUUUUUCACACUUAUGACCAAUUCAGUAUCUCCAUGGUCACAUGAUCAAAAUUCAGACACUUGGCAACUGAUUCAUAUUUAUGACAAUUGCAGUAUCAUGGGGUCAUGUGAUUAGCUUUUGUGACCAGACAAGCAAAAUGAAUGGGGAAACCAGAUUCAUUUAACAAUUGUGUUAGUACCUUAACAACUGCAGUGAUUCACUUAACAAGAAAAGUCAUAAAAUGGGGCAAAAUUCACUUAACACCUGUCUCACUUAGCAACAGAAAAUUUGGACUCAAUUGUGGCUGUUAAGGACUACCUGUAGUGUUUUUAAUGAGUUAUAGACCUAAUUCAAAGUAUAGCACAUAAAUUAAUUGCUGGUCUGCACAUAAAUUAAUUGCUGGUCUGAAUGUAACAGUACAAAUAUUUUACUUCAAAGUAUUAAAUAUUAGGAUAGUAGGAAUCAUUUGUUACUUGACUUUCUAUUGUUCAAUUUGCAUAUAAAACUUUUAAAGAAACUCAUUUGGAUUUAUAAUAAAUCAGAUUCUCAGCUCAGUAGCAGAAACCUUUUUAUGUGCUUUCCACCUUUUUGCACUACAUUUUUCUUGCUCCAGAAACAGCAAUAGCAAAAUUAUUUUUCCGUCUUCUGGUUCUAAAUUAGCUUUUAGAAGAAUGCGUGAAGGGUGACUUAAGGCAACAGUAAGAAAUGAAAUCCUUAUUAAUCAAGAAAAAAUGUAAAUUUACAUAAAAUGUAACAUUUUCUUAGGGGUCAGGGAGUGGCUCAUAUUUCCAAAUUUUCACAGCAACAAACUUGCAAUCAUAGUAGGAUGUAUAUAUUCUCACUUUUAUUCACUCACUGCUAGGAUAUCAUUAAGUGACCUUCCCCUAGCAAAUUAUCCACAACUCCAUUUUUCUUUCUAAGGGGUUUAUGAAAACCUACAAUAUAUGGGAAGCAAUUCAAGAUGAUUAUUAUGCUAUCACUUAGCCUAAGUCAGGAAUUGUUCCUAGCAAUUGUUCUGUCUUAUUUAAGUCUUAUUUCCACAAAGUUUGAUAAAGAUUCAGUUGCCUGGAUUACAUGAUUUCUAUUAUACAUGUUAUUUGAUUCUAUGAAGGAGCAGGACUGAAAAAGACUAGAGU